UUCCACUUCCUCAGUUUUAUUCUAAGAUGCUGCGACUACUGAUCGUUCUGGGAUUUUGUAUCCUUGGCUGCCGAGCAGCCUGCAAUACCUGCAACGCUAAUGGCGUGUCCUGCAUAUCGGAAACUGAGUUCCAGUUCUGCUCAUCCGCCAGCGAACCCAUCGGUACCCUCUACACCUGCCCCACCGGAUACUACUGCACGGAGAGCACGCCCAUUUGCAGCUCCGUGGCAUCUUCGGCAGGUUGUACAGGAUGCAAUAAGUGCAGCUCGGAUAAUCGUUUUGCUUGCACCAGUCGGAAUACCUUUGCGCUGUGCCUAGGUACUUCUACACCCAGUUCAUCGAUUGGCGGAAGCUGUGGCACUAAUAAUGUAUGCAACGUGGGCAACCCCAAUAUCUGUGGCAGUCCUGCCACAUACGCAGUAACCUGUUCUAAAUCGGGUACGCCAGACUGCGAUACCACGGCCAUCAAAAAUGCCACCGAGUAUUGUCAAACCAUUCAAACAGCCGGAAAAUAUCCUUAUGGCAGAAUUACUUCAACCACCUGCAGGCAAUAUGUGAACUGUUACACCGCUGCUGGUAUUUUCUAUGGAAAUGUGUACACCUGUCCAGGACUCACCUACUUCGACAGUACCUCCAAACUUUGCACCACCCAAACGCAGGCCAGAUGCUCGGAUACUGUGUCUUGUUUGACUCUCAACUCCCGAUUAUUGCCGUAGAGUUAAGAUUCUAAGGGACUGUGGUAUCUUUAUUGUGGUAAUUAUCACAGGGUAUCUUAAUCAAAUAAAGGUAGUGCAUUUGAAAAGCAAAUGUUGUGCUGCCAACAGACCUUAA
Drosophila simulans is the source of this 831-nucleotide messenger RNA. RefSeq lists its product as uncharacterized. Gene Ontology annotation, molecular function: chitin binding. The record is from RefSeq and is a predicted model, not a curated record. Gene Ontology annotation, cellular component: extracellular region. Bases 27 to 716 code for a protein of 229 amino acids. The transcript is spliced from 2 exons. NCBI's taxonomy places the organism in Eukaryota, Metazoa, Arthropoda, Insecta, Diptera, Drosophilidae.